Molecule: messenger RNA, 404 nt
Organism: Fragaria vesca subsp. vesca
Lineage: Eukaryota; Viridiplantae; Streptophyta; Magnoliopsida; Rosales; Rosaceae
Product: lysine-specific demethylase REF6-like
Exons: 2
Coding region: 119-364 (81 amino acids)
Source: RefSeq, a predicted model, not a curated record
GCUCUUCCUCCUUCGAGGAGAUCGAAAACUAGUCCAAAUCAAUUCAUGGGUUUUGCAUGACCAAUCCUCCAUAACCCGAAAGAUCUCUCGUUUCAAUUGAUUCAAUUCGAUUGUCGAAAUGGCAACAGCUCCAGAGCAGCCCCAUGAGGUCCUCCCCUGGCUGAGAGCUCUCCCAGUAGCUCCGGAGUACCACCCAACCUGGGCCGAGUUCCAAGAUCCGAUUGCCUACAUUUUCAAGAUCGAGAAAGAAGCUUCCCAGUAUGGCAUCUGCAAAAUCGUGCCACCUGUCCCUCCGGCGCCGAAGAAGACCGCAAUUGCUAACCCCAAAUCCCGAUUCGAAGGGAACUGCUUGCGACUUCGAUAAGACAAGCAACAGACGCAAAGUGACUCAGAUUAUCGUCUCA